Molecule: messenger RNA, 2991 nt
Organism: Aspergillus eucalypticola CBS 122712
Lineage: Eukaryota; Fungi; Ascomycota; Eurotiomycetes; Eurotiales; Aspergillaceae
Exons: 9
Coding region: 1-2991 (996 amino acids)
Biological process (GO): spliceosomal complex disassembly
Cellular component (GO): U2-type post-mRNA release spliceosomal complex
Source: RefSeq, a predicted model, not a curated record
AUGAGUUCCCAAUUUGCAAAUCGCCGAAAGCCCCGCAAAAUUGGUGGCGAUGAUGAGGAAAAUGACGCCGACGAGCAAGACUCUGGACCUGUUGUCAAACGUCCUCCGACUUCGAAAACGAAGCAAAAGUCGAAGAUGCGCCUUUCGUUCGGCCCCGGCAGUACCUCGAUGGCCGACGAUGACGACCAGGAAAGCGAAGUUGUCAUUCCCAAACGACCUGGGCUCGCGAAACGGGCUAUAGAGAAGAGCGCAUUGCAGCGAUCUUUGACACCGUCAGGCGCAGGUGGUCAGAUCCCCCUCCGGGUAGGGCCUGAGCAGGAUAGGCCGAGUUACAACGACGAAUAUCUAAAAGAGCUCCGAAACUCGACACCCUCUACGCCGAAGCCCGCCGCUGAGGACGAAUUGGAGAAGACAAUUGAUGUGGCUGCCAAGUUUGGUGAGGUCAUGAAGGUUUCAACCCCUGCUGCUAUUCCCAGCGAAGCAGAGAUUAGAGAAAAGAAAGCUCGAAGAGCCCGAUUAGCGAAGGAAGAAGCGGCGCUUUCCACCGAGAAAGACUUCAUUUCUCUCGAGGAUGAUAUGGAAGAGGACGACUGGGAUCUUCAGGCGCGGCGGGAGGAUACGAGGCUCGUCCGUGACGAUGAAGAUUUCGCAGAAGGAUUUGACGAGUUUGUUGAGGACGGACGUAUAUCCCUUGGGAGGAAAGCAGAGAAAGAGCAAAAGCGAAAACAGCGGGAAGAAAUGCGUGAGCUUAUUAAUGAUGCUGAAGGUCUGUCGGAUGAGGAUGAUUCGGACUUGGAGGAAAAAGCAGCGUACGACGCCAGUCAGGCACGAGCUGCUAUGGGUGCGAGCAGAGACCCUAUCGACCGUCCGCGCACUCCGCCCAAGAUGACCUCGUUACCCCGUCUGUCGAACUCACUUGAGCGUUUGCGUAUGAACUUGGCGGUCCUAGAGAAGUCAAAGGCUCAGAUGAUCGACCGUAUGGAGGAACUGAGGAAAGAGAAGGCGGACAUAGCUGUUCGGGAAGUGGAAAUCCAGGCUCUGAUCAAAGAAGCCGGAGAUAAUUACGAGAAGCUUAAGCAGGAGGCUGGAAUCACUCCUGGCUCGGAUGGGAACCUCUCUACAGCCGAUGAAAUGGCGAAUUCGCGAGGCUUGGAGGGUCUUGGAAAUUCGUCUGCGGUGGCUGCCUCUCUGAAGUCCCUGUCCAAGAGUAUCACCAUCGCUCUUUCCGAGACAACACCAGUUGCUCUUCGUGUCGAAACCGAUCGACUGCGCCAAUGUCUUGACGACCACCGACCAGGACUUCCUGGUUUGACCACCCGUCGAGUAGAGAUAGGCGUGCCAGAGCAGCCACGCAGUAAGCAGCGUAGUGUCAUUGCGUUCAUUGAGUCGCCAAUUGACGAGAAGGAUGGAGAUCUUCCGCAUCUCCGUCAACAAUCCGAGGCAACACCCAUCGAGCUGUUCUUUGACUUGUUCUUCGUCGCAAAUCUCUCCACCUUCACAGCUACACAUGAAAUUAACAACGUAGAAGCUCUGUGGGCCUACAUUGGCUUCCUCGGGAUUAUCUGGUUUACCUGGCUUCAAGUCACACUGUUUGAUAUCCGUUUCGCGCGAGACUCGAUCUUCGAGAGAAUUUGCAAGGCCCUUCAAUUGGCUGCUAUGGUUGGAUUUGCAUCGGCAGGUUCAAGGUUCACUACACGUGUUCAGCCAGAAAAUGUCUGGGCCUUCCAGUCCCUGAGCCUCAUCCUCGGUGGCAGUCGGCUCUUACUCGCCUUGCAAUACACUGUGAACGCCGUGUUUCUUCGACGGCGUAUGAUACCUGCAGCUCGGGGCGUAUCCAUCAUUGCCGGGAUGCAAUUUGUCUCAAGUUUGACCUACCUCCUGAUGUAUUAUGCCUUCCGUCCCCGUGAAGGAGUCAACCCCUAUAUUUGGACCGUCUGGUUUGUUAUCUUUGGGGUCGAGAUGUGGGUAGUAAUGGGAACUUCAAGCGCCACACCUGGGAUUGGACUUCAAGAUACCCAUCUCAACACAAGAAUGGGCCUCCUUACUCUGAUCAUAAUCGGUGAAGGUGUCAUAUCUGUUACUAGGCUCGUCAACCGGACAGUAGGCCCUGGUGUCUGGACGAAGUGGUCGUUUGUCCAUAUCCUAGGCGUCACAACUAGUGUGUACUUCUUGUGGCAAGCGUACUUCGACCUUUCUCCAAGACGUAUUCUGGGCAAGUACUCUCAGCAAAUAUGGGCGCAGCUACAUUUCCCAUUCCAUGUGGUCCUCAUUCUACUCCUUGAAGGGUCUCAAAUCCUUGCCUUAAGUCUGGAUAUCACAUUGAAACUCCGGUACCUAGCGGAAACCAUUAUGUGGGCUUGUGAAGACCCACGGCCCAGACCCGCCUACGCCAUCCGAAUUCUUCGAGCCACCAUUGCUGAUAUGGAAAUCGACUAUAGCCGAGGGGCCGUAAACGAACAGGUUACAAUCUCCCGGAUCUUGGAUGAUCUCCCCAAUCACCCGCUUUGUCCCUCCCGUCGGACGGGCCAAGUCCCCAUCGCCCGAGACAUGCUCAGUGACCUGGUAGGGAAUGUAACUGCGGCGCUGUUCUCCACCAUGCGGAUCAUGCCUCCGAACCACCCUGAUCCUGGCCGCAUGAGUAGUGAGCAGCUGCUGAGAGGGUAUAUGGCCCUCCUAGAAUUCGUCUAUGUGUACUAUUUUGCCGUGGCGUCACUCUCCAUGAUGUUCUUUGGUGCUUUUGUAUUAUUAGCGCGUCGCCACACGCUCCGCAGAUGUAUGGGCAUCAGCGCAGCGGCCCGCGUGUCCCUUGGUAUGCUCCUGGGAAGCCUAAUGAGUUUCUCUCGUCACUUUCCGCUCGUCUAUUCUUUCAUGACAUCCCCCGCCAUAUUGUAUGCGUUUACUCUUACAUUGUUCAUGGUGCUGCUGAUGGACCGGCUUUUGGACCGGUACCAGAGCUACGGCGGACGGACGCAGGAAAGCGAAGUACCCUGA